Blepharisma stoltei is the source of this 402-nucleotide messenger RNA. NCBI's taxonomy places the organism in Eukaryota, Ciliophora, Heterotrichea, Heterotrichida, Blepharismidae. The record is from the annotation of a GenBank genome assembly.
AUGAAAUUUCUUAUUGACUUAGGGGAAACAGAGGAGAGAUUUGAUUGACUUCAAACAAAGGAAAUAAAAGUAGAAGACCUGAAUGAAGUUAGAUGAGCUCUAAGAAGAGCUAUAUGAGGAUCAUUUCUUGGAGGAUUCAGCAUUUAUUCAUCACUUUCAUGGUACAGGUGAAAAGGAGGAUUUAAACAUUAUGAGCGAGAUAAGGUAGGAUCAAUGAUAGUUUCAAUAACUCUCCCAAUUGUUGGGCUUACUAGCUCUGUAGUUAUCUUUGCUGCUGGACUUUACUUUUUUUUCAAGACUACAGACAGGAUGUACUUUAAAUACAAACAAUUAGAAGAGUUUCAAUCAGAAGGAAUUAGCAAUAAUCAGCCAAUUACUGACACAGCAGCUAUUGAAUCUUAA